AUGCCUGGAGAAGAAGACGAUCAAACACACUUGUUUGCUGCAACUGACGACCAGCAAACUAGUGGAUUACUGUCCAUGACCUCAAGGACUCAGCAUAGAUUAACAAAGUCAGAGAUUGUCAAGGGGAUGGCAAAUAGAUUUAUGUAUUCCAAGUUUUAUAUUGGUUUAUAUCUCAUACUCGCUUUCUUGAGCUUUGUUUCUAUUAUUAUGUCAUUGACAGAAACAUGUCCCUCUCAUUUAUUUAUUAUCUUUGAAGCUAUAAUUAACCUUGCCAUGAUUGUAGAAGUAUCAACUAGGCUUUUAGCUUUAGGCAGAAAUUACUGGAAAUCAGUAUGGAAUGUAGUGGAUAUUAUCUUGGUGAUGUUAUGUGUAGUAACCCUUAUUGUGCUAACAACGGGGUGCUCCAUUGGAGAGAGAAAUGAAGCUAUAUUCGACACCAUCUUACUUGUUAUACGUAAUGGGUUUCAGUUGUUUAGACUGUUUAUGAUGCUCAGAAGAAACCAAUAUUCUAUCCGUGCAAGAUCUACGCGAAUUGAUUUCGAUGACAUUUUAGAUAGCGCAGAGGACCCUUCGAGUGAUUUCAAUAUCGAAGAUCGAGACAGAAAUUUACAAGAAAGCUUUCUGGAUGAUGAUGAUGAUUCAGACCUUGAGAGAAGCAGGCUGUAA
Rhizopus microsporus ATCC 52813 is the source of this 666-nucleotide messenger RNA. RefSeq lists its product as uncharacterized. The transcript has 6 exons. Gene Ontology annotation, biological process: monoatomic ion transport; transmembrane transport. Bases 1 to 666 code for a protein of 221 amino acids. Gene Ontology annotation, cellular component: membrane. Lineage: Eukaryota; Fungi; Mucoromycota; Mucoromycetes; Mucorales; Rhizopodaceae. Gene Ontology annotation, molecular function: monoatomic ion channel activity. The record is from RefSeq and is a predicted model, not a curated record.